AUUUCCAAUAUCCACCAUUGUCCAAAUUCGAUACCAAAUGAAAUGAGAAAAUGAGAAAAUGAGAAAAUGAGAUCAACAACAUCACUACUCAGACUCCUUUCCAUUCCAACUUCGCUCUCAAUUCCUCCCUCUUCUCUCUCCUUCCCUACUCCCUUCGUCGCCAUAAAUUCAUCCGUCAUUUUCUCAAAAAUUAGGGUUUCGGCUAUGUCAACUGAAGCAGGUUCAAGAGAUAACAACAAUGGCGUCGUUAAAUUGGCUUUAUCACCUUCAUCUUCUCUCAAGAUUCAGAAGGGCGAUAUCACUCAGUGGUCCAUCGAUGGCUCAUCCGACGCCAUUGUUAAUGCUGCAAAUGAGAGAAUGUUGGGUGGUGGCGGUGUAGAUGGAGCCAUACACAGAGCCGCUGGUCCAGAACUUAAAGAAGCAUGUUAUAAAGUACCUGAGGUUCGACCUGGAGUUCGCUGUCCCACUGGAGAAGCGAGGAUUACUCCUGGUUUCAGAUUACCUGCAUCUCAUGUAAUCCACACAGUUGGGCCUAUAUAUGAUGUUGUACAAAAUCCUGAGGUCUUGCUGAAGAAUGCUUACAGAAAUAGUUUGAUGGUUGCAAAGGAGAACAAUAUUCAAUACAUUGCCUUUCCUGCAAUAUCUUGUGGUGUUUAUGGAUAUCCUUUUGAUGAAGCAGCCACCAUAGCCGUAUCCACAGUUGAGGAGUUUGCCAACGACUUUAAGGAGGUUUCUUUUGUACUAUUCUCAGAUGACAUAUACAAUGUUUGGUUGGACAAAGCGAAGGCGAUUGUUGAAAAAUAGGGUUAUUGUUCAUGACUACAGACUUGUACUUGAAUCUAGUAUGUUCAGAUUGUAUAACCAACAAAGGCUCUGAAGUCUAGCAUUGAGCUGCUGUGAGAAAACACAUUCAUAAAUAAGAACUGAAACUAUAUUGUAAUACUUUCUGGUUUGAAGCUUAGUUUAUGGUUAAUUGCCAUAAUUGAUGUCUGCUUCUUGCA
Molecule: messenger RNA, 1001 nt
Organism: Beta vulgaris subsp. vulgaris (sugar beet)
Lineage: Eukaryota; Viridiplantae; Streptophyta; Magnoliopsida; Caryophyllales; Amaranthaceae
Exons: 7
Coding region: 67-804 (245 amino acids)
Source: RefSeq, a predicted model, not a curated record